Aspergillus ibericus CBS 121593 is the source of this 997-nucleotide messenger RNA. RefSeq names its product putative RNA binding protein Pym. The record is from RefSeq and is a predicted model, not a curated record. The transcript has a single exon. Gene Ontology annotation, cellular component: exon-exon junction complex; cytoplasm. The coding region runs from base 292 to 954 and encodes 220 amino acids. Lineage: Eukaryota; Fungi; Ascomycota; Eurotiomycetes; Eurotiales; Aspergillaceae. Gene Ontology annotation, molecular function: RNA binding. Gene Ontology annotation, biological process: exon-exon junction complex disassembly.
CGCGAAAAGCAACAGCGGGAAUCACCGGGCCGCUGAUUGGCCAGUCGGAACACCACUGGCGCAGAGCCUCCGACGGCCGCCUUGGGCUUCAUCCAUCCUCUCGCUCCUCGUCAUUUUUCGAGCCGCGAUCCGGUUCGACGUCCAGACGGUUCCUAUAACUCCCUGGAUCUAAUUCGGUGCACCGCGGUCAGUGUUACUGGGGAGAGGCAAAGGCUUGCAUUACGAAACGACCACACUAUCUUUCCCACCACGCUGACUUUUCAUCCGACGGCACAACACCCCACUUGAAGAAUGGCCUCCAACCAGCCUGGUUCGGUCACCCAGUCCGGGAUUGCUACCAACGAAACCACUGGAGAACGCUACAUCCCCUCGUCCCUUCGUGCGGACGGCUCCAAGCGUCGUGAGAUCCGUGUCCGACCGGGAUACCGCCCCCCAGAGGAUGUGGAACUGUACAAGAACCGAGCCGCAGAGGCCUGGAAGAACCGCGGCAAGGGCGGGGUACCCGGCGCCGACGGCUUGAAGGAGGAAGAGGACGCAUCACCCAAUAAAGCAGGCAGUGCAACCAACAAUAAGAAUGCGAAGCGCCGGGAAGCCAAACGAAAGGCAAAGGCCACACAGGAUUCUACGGCCAAUGGCAAGGAUGUGACUCAAAUCGAGAACUGGCGCGCCGCUGCAUCCGCAGAGGGCAAAAAGCAGUCCAACGGAACCGACAAGGCCGCGGCGCCAGCCGAAGAGGCGAUCGAUCCGGAAGCUGAGAAAGAGAAGAAGGCCCGCAAUCUCAAGAAGAAACUCAGACAGGCCCGUGAUCUACGCGACAAGAAGAACCAGGGAGAGGCACUGCUGCCGGAGCAGCUAGAGAAAGUGAUCAAGAUUCAAGAACUAGUGCGCCAGCUUGAUGCGCUCGGGUUCGAUUCAAAUGGCGACAAGAAGGAAGCCUCUGAAGGGAAGGAAUAGGGAACCUUAAUGAAGCCGAGAAGUCAACAUACUUCUCUGCUGC